This is a messenger RNA of Emiliania huxleyi CCMP1516, 1125 nucleotides long. RefSeq lists its product as hypothetical. The transcript has 3 exons. Lineage: Eukaryota; Haptophyta; Isochrysidales; Noelaerhabdaceae. The record is from RefSeq and is a predicted model, not a curated record. Gene Ontology annotation, molecular function: glycosyltransferase activity. The coding region runs from base 49 to 1125 and encodes 358 amino acids.
CCCGCCGGCUUUGAUCGACACGGCGCUCGCGCGGUCUCUUACUCCAGCAUGAGAAACGCUUGGCGAAUCACGCGCUGGGAUCCUGGGGCAGGCACGCCGACGUAUCUUCUCGCCUCGGCAUUCACCGUCACUCCUUCGCUUUGCGCCCAAGCGACACGAGUUGACUGCGUCAUCGACAGCAGCAACUCGAUCCGCGGGACGACGAAUUUCAGGCACUUUGCUCACGCCGCUGAAAGUCUCCUCGCCUGCUGGUCGUUCUUCCGGCGGUACCCGGCUGCCCGGCCGCGGCUGGUGCUGAAGGACCUUCGCAGCAUCGACGGCGUCAUUUGGGCCGAGAGCCUCGUCCGCCUAAUGGGGUGUGAGGUGCUCGGCGGCAUUCGCGCCUGGCAGUACUACCUCCCAUUGGCGACGCUGAACGCGGCGGGUUGCGCCGUUCGUGGCGCGCUGCGCCAGCGCAGUGGCAAUGGCUACAAGGGACGGGAGAUGAAGUGGCUAAUGUCGGAGAGCGACGCGUCGGAGCUGCAGCAACGCCUCCACCGCAACCACACGGCAGGGGGCGUGCUUCGCGUCGGCAUCGCCAACCGGCGCGGCUCUCGCAACCUCUCGAAUGUCGACGCGGUCGCCGCCGCCCUCUCCUCGGCCCUCCGAUCAGUCCAGGCAAGCUCCCGGGGCGGCGGCGACGGGUUGCAACAUUUUAUGCGCGUCGACGUGAACGUCGUCGCCGACUUGGGUGGCUGGACGUUUCUGGAGCAAGCAACGUGGGUCAGUGCGCAGAUGUUGGUGGUGAUGCCUCACGGGGCCGGAUCAGUGAACUACCUCUUUGCUCGGCCGUGCACCGCCAUUCUCGAGGUGUAUCCCUUUGGAUACUACCUGCCCGGAGAGUACCUCAAUCUCGCGCGAGCCGUCGGCGCGCUCGGCUACACAGCCUACCCGGGCGACACACCCUACAACGACACGGACCGGCACUCUAGCCCCGCAGCGCGCUACCAAGCGCGGAGCGUCUCGCUCGCGCCAGAUCCCGCGCGGGUGGCGGAGUGGGCGGUCGAGGCGGUCGCGGCGAGCGCGCAGUGCCGGCGCCACCAGUCACAAGGUGCGCGUGCGCCUCCUCGCGAGGCGUUUGCGUAG